AUGCGAUUUUCUCCUCUAUNCACACCCCUUUCUUUGAAUGGAUACUUAACAACAUAUUUUUGCGAUGCAAUUCGAAAUAAUGUUGAUCUCAGCAUAAUUAAACAUUUUGAAUUUUCUUCAAUUGCUCGUACUACUGAAGCUUUUAUUAAAUUGAUUGAAAAUAUGACUAAUCUUUCUUCAGUUGGCAUUCAAUACUUUCAUAGUCUUGAUCUAUUUAAUCUAGUUUUAUCACCAAAUCUUUCGAUUCGACAUCUUGUUCUCUUCGAUUAUGAACCAGAAACAAGAAAACAACUUUUCUAUCAUAUAUGUCGACUUUUUCCAGGAUUAACCCAUUUGACAACCGAUUAUCAUUCACGACGAGAGCUCUGUUAUUUAUUAAAUGAACUUGUUCACCUUGAGCAGCUCACAUUGCGUUUGGCUCAAGAUCAAUAUGUCCCAACUUAUGGUUGGAUCAAGCAGCAUAGUCGACUGCAAAUGAAUCCAUUUGAAUUGAGAAUAUUUAACAUGGCUCAUAAAGAAAGAAAGUUGGUUUUGUGGAUCAACACCAAUAAUAAUAUUGUGCUUUCACGUCAUGAUCAACAUCAUAGAGUAAAAAACUGUUCUAUUCAAUAA
This is a messenger RNA of Rotaria sp. Silwood2, 612 nucleotides long. The record is from the annotation of a GenBank genome assembly. NCBI's taxonomy places the organism in Eukaryota, Metazoa, Rotifera, Eurotatoria, Philodinida, Philodinidae.